CGCGGGGCAGCUGCGGAGCAUGUCGACCCCGGCCCGUAGGAGGCUCAUGCGGGAUUUCAAGCGAUUGCAAGAGGACCCACCUGUGGGGGUCAGUGGUGCACCAUCUGAAAACAACAUCAUGCAGUGGAACGCAGUUAUAUUUGGACCAGAAGGGACACCCUUUGAAGAUGGUACUUUUAAACUAGUAAUAGAAUUUUCUGAAGAAUAUCCAAAUAAACCACCAACCGUUAGGUUCUUAUCCAAAAUGUUUCAUCCAAAUGUGUAUGCUGAUGGUAGCAUAUGUUUAGAUAUCCUGCAGAAUCGAUGGAGUCCCACAUAUGAUGUCUCUUCCAUCUUAACUUCAAUUCAGUCUCUGUUGGAUGAACCGAAUCCAAACAGUCCAGCAAAUAGCCAAGCAGCACAGCUUUAUCAGGAAAAUAAACGGGAAUAUGAGAAGAGAGUUUCGGCCAUUGUUGAGCAGAGUUGGAAUGAUUCAUAAUAGACACCUGGUCUGUUCAUCUUUUCAUUAUUGUUGUGUAUAAUUUACCUCCCAGUAGAAAGGCUAGCAAGUUUUAAGUGCCACGGGUUUUAAGGAUUCUGCAGAGAAAAAAGAAAAAGUCCUUCAGUUUAGAACCUACAAAAGCUUGUGUAUCUUGAUUAAUGUACUUUUUAUUGCAUGGUGUGAACUAAGUUAUUGCUGCAUAAAUUUGUAAUAUAUCCUGUUUGUAUUUUUUUCCAAGUGUAUAAUGUUGGUGUGGAGUUUUCAUGACAGAAUAUACACAUUUUGUAAAUCUGUACUUUUUUCAAAUAUUGAAUGCCUUAUUUUUGAAUUCUUUAGAUUUUUAAAUUGGAGAAAAGCACUUAAAGUUUUUUAUAUAUGAAUAUUACAUGUAAAGCUGUUAAAAUACAUAACUUCAGUGCAAGAGACUUUGUCACUUAUUUCCUUAUCUGUGCAGGAGGGACUGAGAAGUCUCUAGCUCUCCGCCAGUCGAGAGCUUCAUUUCCAACUGCAGAAGAUCAUACUUCUAUUUUAUCAAGAAAGUCUGCAAAUUUGAGUCUAAAACCAAUUCUGAUCUCCGGCUUUAUUUUGAAUGUACUUAUGUUAGUUCAGUUGAGUAAUUACAGACUUACUGGUCUAAUUCUGUCCAGCUCUGUAUUUGGGCCACUUGUUAACGUGUGUUUCUCAUGUUAAACUGUACCUGUUGUGAUUUCACAAUUGGCACCUCGGCCACGAGCAGAGCUGAUUGUUGUGUGGCAGCACCUUCACAGGCUUUUGAUUAAGAAGAAAGUAAAACCAUCACCCUUUACCAGACGCCGUGCCGCAGUAUUAGCAAUGGCCGGUUGUGUUGGUUUCAGCAAGGUAGAGAUUUGGAAGGAAUCUUGGUGUAACUUGAAUAUUUGCAAACUACCUUUUAAUGCAGCUGUGCGCUACCUGUUUAUUCUGGAACUGUUCAGCACCAGGGCCUGCCGAGUUGCUUCUGACCUCCUCAGUUGUAUACAAGUUGUACUGCAUCUUAGUUUACUGGAUAGAUUUAAAACACAGUAUUGUAGAAAGCUAAUACAAAGCUAUCCUAUGCCUUCAAAUAGUAUAGAAAAUGGAAAAUAUACAAGUAAAUUCUGUUGAACCA
Molecule: messenger RNA, 1607 nt
Organism: Phodopus roborovskii (desert hamster)
Lineage: Eukaryota; Metazoa; Chordata; Mammalia; Rodentia; Cricetidae
Gene: Ube2b
Product: ubiquitin conjugating enzyme E2 B
Exons: 6
Coding region: 20-478 (152 amino acids)
Biological process (GO): protein polyubiquitination; proteasome-mediated ubiquitin-dependent protein catabolic process; DNA repair
Cellular component (GO): HULC complex
Molecular function (GO): ubiquitin conjugating enzyme activity
Source: RefSeq, a predicted model, not a curated record